This is a messenger RNA of Coccinella septempunctata (seven-spotted ladybird), 2521 nucleotides long. RefSeq names its product kanadaptin. The transcript is spliced from 9 exons. Gene Ontology annotation, molecular function: mRNA binding; protein binding. Lineage: Eukaryota; Metazoa; Arthropoda; Insecta; Coleoptera; Coccinellidae. The record is from RefSeq and is a predicted model, not a curated record. Bases 94 to 2436 code for a protein of 780 amino acids.
CAACAAAAAUUUGAGGUUAUUCAAAACAACUUUUCUUUCAAAUGAAAAUAGUUUUUCAGUGUAAGAAAUUGUUUUCAAAAAUAUCUGUUUAUCAUGGAAAUGGAUGAAGUAAAAAGUGGAAUAAUUGAGCAUGAUGAAACUGAUAACGACAAAAGCACUGAAAAUAAAGAUAACGUCAGAGCUCUAGAAUUCAAAAAACCAUUACUAGUCGGUAAAAUUGGUCGAUUUCCAAAGAAAUUAAAAAGUUCUCUAGCAGUAACUAACCCAAGUACCGAAGAAUUAAGUAGCGAAUUGUUGAAAGACACUGUUACUUCCUCGAAUGAAGAGGUCAUAAAAGUUGAGAAUACCCCUCAAAAGAAUGAUACCUUCAGUAAUCAAUAUAAAGAACCUCUUUGGUCUGGUUUGCCGAAACCAUCGUCCCAAAAUUAUUAUUUUGAAAUUUUAAAAGAUGGAAGUAUCAUUGAUACAGUCAACUUGAUGGGCAAAUCGUAUUGGUUAUUUGGAAGAUUAGCAAACUGUGAUAUUCCCAUGCAACACCCCACAAUAUCAAGAUAUCACGCUGUACUUCAAUAUCGUUCUGAACCCAGUGAAACUGAUGGGGCUGGAUUUUAUAUUUAUGAUUUGGAUAGCACCCAUGGAACAUUUUUAAAUAAGAAUAAACUGAGGCCUAGGGUGUAUGUUAGAAUUCAGGUGGGCCACAUCCUUAAAUUAGGAUGUAGCACUAGAAGUUAUCUUCUAAAUGGCCCCGAAGAAGAUACAGAACAAGAGUCUGAACUUUCUGUGACUGAACUCAAACAAAAAAGGCAGGAAGAUAUAGAAAGGAGGGAAAGGGAAAAGAUAGAAUUGAUUCAGCGCAAACAAAAAGAAGAAGAAGAAAGAAAGAAGAAGGAAGAGGAAAGAGGAAUCGAUUGGGGAUUAGGAGAAGAUGCCGAUGAAGAAACAGACCUUUCAGAAAACCCCUAUGCUCAGUCUAACAAUGAAGACUUAUACCUCGACGAUCCUAAAAAAACUCUGAGAGGUUUCUUUGAAAGAGAAGGCUUAAAUUUGGAGUAUGAUUGUUCGGAGCAAGGUAUGGGACAGUUUAUGUGCAAGGUGGAGCUACCAAUCGAUGACGAUAAGGGAAGGCCCAUCUACGCUGAAAUUAUACACAAAGGCAAAAAGAAAGAAGCCGUAGUACAGUGCGCCCUAGAGGCCUGCAGAAUUCUAGACAGAUACGGAUUAUUAAGACAGGCAGUUCACGAAUCCAGAAAGAGAAAAGCGAAAGAUUGGGCAGAAAAUGAUUAUUAUGAUAGCGACGAUGAUACAUUCUUGGAUAGGACUGGGGAAAUCGAAAAAAAGAGGGAGAAGAGAAUGAAUACGAAGAAUCCUAAAAAGGCGGAAACUUACGAGGGUCUGAUGGAAAAAGAACGCUUAAUAUCGGACUCUAUAAGAAAAGUGGAAAAACAACUAUUAGAAGCGCAGGAAAAAGCGAAGCAUUCGAACCGGACCAAAUCUGAGGAGGAUUCAUUAGACGCCUUCAUGAAGGAUCUCAAAGAUUCGAAGCCCGACAAAACGGCGAUCAGUAAACUCAGAAGCGAACUUGCGAGGCUCAAACAGGAGCACGCCAAGGUUAUAAAGCUGGUGAACAUAGCGAAACCGGCCAAUCUACCACCGCUAGUACCCCAAUAUUCUUCGGAGGUGACUGGUCAAACUGGUAAAAGUAAGGUACUUCCGAUAUUCGGCAAAAGGAAGAAGGUACCGGUUGUGGUGCAGCGGAAAACAUCGAUUCCUGAAAAAAUGGACUGCGAUGAGGAUGAAGAAGAAGAAAUCGAGCAAGAGAAAUCGAACGCAGACCAAAAUAUUAACAUAGAUGAAAGUGACGUACCUUCGGAACCAGAGAAAAUAAACGAGAUACUGGAAAAUAAUGAAAAAACGAGAAAGAUUUCCUCAUAUGGCUUGCAAACGGUCAAUGAAACUAAAAAACCUGAAGUUAGUCUCAAUCAGUUGGACGGUGGGUCAGUUGAAGAUUUAUGUAAAAAUGUGCUGAAUGGAAUACUUGAUGAGGUAAAACUCAAAUCUGAACAAAUUUCGCUCUUAAAUGAUCCAGAAGUGCAAAAACAACAUUUAGAUAACCUAGUUUCUGUAAUCAAAACGGGUGUAGAAAGAAUACAUGAGAAUAUAAACAAAAUUCAGAUAGAGAAGUCUGAAAAUAUCGAAGAUUCACAUGAAGACUGUGAUAGAAUCGAGCCUAUUACUCAUGUAGAAAGUACAUCGGAAGAAGCUACCAAGAAGAAGAAAAACCAGAGAAGAAUUCAGCAGAGGCAGGAGAAGGCGGAAAUUGAGAAACGCAAAGGGUAUGCUGAAGACGCAAAAAAAGAAGACUAUAACAUGUGGAUACCACCCAAGGAUCAAUCUGGAGAUGGACGAACGAAACUCAAUGAAAAAUUCGGAUAUUAAUAGUGUAAAUAAGAAAUUUCAAACAUUACUUUUUAGUUGUAUUAUAUUUUGUAGGAUAAAUAAAAAGAAAUAAAAAAAUAUAUAC